Messenger RNA from Periophthalmus magnuspinnatus, 1532 nucleotides. Its product is annotated as UDP-glucuronosyltransferase 3A1-like. The transcript is spliced from 10 exons. The record is from RefSeq and is a predicted model, not a curated record. NCBI's taxonomy places the organism in Eukaryota, Metazoa, Chordata, Actinopteri, Gobiiformes, Gobiidae. Bases 24 to 1532 code for a protein of 502 amino acids. Gene Ontology annotation, molecular function: UDP-glycosyltransferase activity.
CAAUUGCACUGGCUCUUCAGGGAAUGCAGUGUGCUAAGAUCUUAACUGUCUGUCUAAUUGGAGGAAGUCACUAUUUAUUGUUAGACGAGAUCUCACAUAAUCUUCAACAAAAUGGCCACAGUGUGAGAAUGCUCCUUCAGCUGGGUACUCCACUUCUUACAGGCUUUUCCUACACGAGUCGUCUGCACAGUUAUGAGACAAGCACUUGGUCUUUGGGAGAAAAGUAUAUACAAGAAUACAACGGCCAGUUCCAGGAGCAGCAGACACAGUUCUUAUUGGGAAGGGACAACUUCAACGGCUUUUUAAAGUUCAUGGGCCAUUUAUCGUAUCAGUGUGGCAGACUUCUUGAAGACGAAAAGAUGAUGUCAUUUCUGCAGAUUGAACAUUAUGACAUCGCUGUUCUCGACGCAUUAAAUCCCUGCUCGUUCAUUCUGGCACGUAAACUCGGUAUUCGGUACAUUGCGUUCUAUCCUGGGGCUUUAAAUGGCCCACUGUCCAUUGGCCUCCCCAGCCCGAUCUCUUAUGUACCAGUCUUCAACUCUGAGCUGACGGACCGCAUGAACCUAUGGGGUCGAAUGAAGAAUCUGUUUUAUUCUCUCCUCACACCAGUAGGUCAGGCUCUUAUUUGGUCCAGGUUCAGUGAAGUUGCUGAACAGCACCUUGAACAGUCUCUUAGUGGAUUGGAUGAGUUACACCAAGGAGCAGAACUAUGGGCGUUUAACACUGACUUCUCCCUAGAGUUUCCUCAGCCUCUAAUGCCCUUCACUGUCCUGGUGGGAGGAGUGCUCAAUAAACCCGCUAAGCCACUACAACAGGACCUUGAUUUAUGGAUUACGACCCUUAAAGAGCCGUGUUUCGUUGUGGUGACACUGGGGUCAAUGGUGUCUUCUGUCUCUGUGGACUCACUGAUCACAGAGCUGGUGGCCGGCUUCUCCAGCAUUCCUCAAGGCGUUAUCUGGAGGUAUGACACCAAGCUAUGGCCGUCUCACAUAGAGAUACCUCCCAAUGUCAAGAUUGUGGAUUGGCUUCCUUUGAAUGACUUACUUGGCCAUCCCAAAGUCUGUCUCUUCAUUACUCACGGGGGUCAGAACAGUUUGCUCCAGGCAGUGUAUCACGCGGUCCCCAUCCUGGGAAUUCCUCUGUUUGGAGAUCAGUUUGAUAAUGUGGUGAAGGCAGAAGCGAAGGGGCUGGGACUCAUCCUUAAACCUACACAAAUCACACGAGGUCGUCUCAGCUCUACAAUUCAAACUCUCAUACAAGACAACAGAUACAAGUCGUCUGCCUUAUCUCUGAGCAUGCUCCAUAAGUCCCACCCUGUUCCCGCGGCUCAGAGGUUUGUGCUGUGGGUGGAUCACGUCCUGCAGAGUAGAGCCGGACUGCAUUUAAAACCUGUGGCUCUGGUUCAGCCCUGGUACCAAAGGAACCUGUUGGACAUCUUGAUACUGCUGACCGUAGUACUUUUACUUUUUCUAACUCUCUGCUGGAGUUUAUGUAGAGAAAGGCACUUAAAGAAUAAACCCAAAAGUCAAUAG